AUGUCUGUAAUGAACAUCUUCAUUGGACCAGACGACAGCCAGCUGCAGGACCUGAGCAAAAGCGUCUACAAGGUACGCCGUACAGCAAAUGGAAACUUGCUUCUUGAGCUCAACAGAGGCGACGUUUCAAGUGCAGCCUCGAUAAAGGAGCGACUGGACAAGGUACUGGAGGGAGCAGUGGCAGUGCGAGCCCUCUCGGAAGAGUCGAGGGUGAGAAUGAUAGCGAUCAGCGACCUGGACCCACUUGUGCGUGCGGAGGACCUCACUAAGGCUCUUGCGGACCAGUUCUCUGUAGAUGCCAACUCCGUGACCGUGAGAAGCCUGCGCCCAUCCUACAGAGAUACCCAGUCGGCCGUAAUUGGACUGCCGAGUAAGGACGCCGAAGUGGUCCUGGGCAAAGGCAAGAUGAAGGUGGGGUGGACGAUGUGCAGAGUCAAGGAAAGGCAUUCGAAGCCAAGGUGCUACAAGUGUCUGGAGAUCGGGCACAUCGCGCCCAAAUGCCAGAGUGCAGGGGAUCGAACGGGAUGCUGCAUACGCUGUGGCGACAGAAGCCGCGAGGACAGAGGUCACCAAGCGGGAAACCGGCAGUGCCCCCUCGCCAUGCAUGAAGUCGUAUCAAGGAAACGACGAUGGAAGUGA
Molecule: messenger RNA, 639 nt
Organism: Drosophila obscura
Lineage: Eukaryota; Metazoa; Arthropoda; Insecta; Diptera; Drosophilidae
Exons: 2
Coding region: 1-639 (212 amino acids)
Molecular function (GO): zinc ion binding; nucleic acid binding
Source: RefSeq, a predicted model, not a curated record